Myiozetetes cayanensis is the source of this 576-nucleotide messenger RNA. RefSeq names its product olfactory receptor 14J1-like. The annotation marks the transcript as partial. Gene Ontology annotation, cellular component: membrane. Lineage: Eukaryota; Metazoa; Chordata; Aves; Passeriformes; Tyrannidae. Gene Ontology annotation, biological process: G protein-coupled receptor signaling pathway. The transcript is spliced from 3 exons. The record is from RefSeq and is a predicted model, not a curated record. Gene Ontology annotation, molecular function: G protein-coupled receptor activity; olfactory receptor activity.
AUGGGGACCCUGCAGAGCCUCCUGGAGCUGAAGGGACCAUUCCUGCUGCACCUCUCCCUCACAGACCUGGGCUGCAUCUGCACCACUGUGCCCAAAGCCAUGCACAACUCCCUCUGGGACACCACAACCAUCUCCUACACAGGAUGUGCUGCACAGCUCUUUUUCUUUUUUUUCUUUAUCUCAACAGAGUAUUCCCUCCUCACCAUCAUGUGCUACGACCGCUACGUUGCCAUCUGCAAACCCCUGCACUACGGGACCCUCCUGGGCAGCAGAGCUUGUGCCCACAUGUUUGGUUGUUUCAUUUUCAUAGUUUUCUCCUAUGUGCAAAUCUUCAAGGCUGUGCUGAGGAUCCUCUCUGAUCAGGGACGGCACAAAGCUUUUUCCACAUGCCUCCCUCACCUGGCUGUGGUCUCCCUCUUUGCCUGCACCAUGAUUUUUGCUUACCUCAAGCCCCCCUCCAUUUUGUCCCCAUCCCUGGAUCUGGCCCUUUCAGUUCUCUACUCGGUGGCGUCUCCAGCCCUGAACCCCCUCAUCUACAGCCUGAGGAACCAGGAGCUCAGGGAUGCCAUAAGGAAA